GGAGAUGUAAAAAACACAGACAGCUGUGAUCUCUUAUGUUUAAACCUGACGCACCAAGACAGCAGCCGUUCCUGAACUAAACUGACAGAGGUUGAGAUGGCGUACUCCACCAAAACUCUUGCUGCUGGCAGCUUUGGGAAGGUAUACAAGGAGAAGUACAAUGACACCUGGGCUGCAAUCAAGAAGGUGCCACAACACUUAAUCAAUAGGAGAGACCUGGAGAGAGAGUGUCAAGUAUACAAAAAGGCAAUUCAUCCUAACAUAGUGAAGCUUCUGGGUAAUCCAACGCUCAAGGACUCUAAGUGGAUCAUCCCCAUGGAGUUCAUCUUUGGAGAGGAACUGGAGACAACCAUCUUCAAAUCACAAAAAUCUAAAAUACAGUUGACUCCAUCUAUAAAGGCCACCAUCAUCACAGGCAUGUGUGAAGGACUGCUUCACCUACACAGCAAAGAUAUCGUCCAUCAGGACCUCAAGCCCGAGAACAUCAUGGUAGAGCAUGAUUCUAACAGAGCUGUGAUCAUUGAUAUGGGACUUGCCAAAUUCUUCCGCAAUGGCCUAAAUUCUGCCAUGGAUAUGGGCAAUGAGGCCUACUCUCCACCUGAGGUCCUGCAAAGGAGGGGCCAGAGAGAUCAGCGCUCGGACGUGUGGGCUAUGGGUAAAAUCAUUACCGAACUUUAUGCCAGAGUCAGGCUGUACACCCCCAGUGUCUGUCCAACUAAGAUCCAGGAGAUCCUCAGUCUCCAAGGCCAGCAGUACUGUAACGCUGUCUGUAGGAUGGUGCAGAGAGACCCCAAAGUGCGGGCCACCAUGGCCGGAAUCAUGCCGGAGAUACAAAGGGCAGGGAUAGAUAGCGGUGACGGCAACACUGAGGGGGGGAAAAGAGGACAUCUUCUGACACCCUUUCCUCACACUCAGGUAAAAGACACCUUGCCACAUCCUCAAGCUCCUGUACAGCACUCACUUUCUCCAUCGAGAUUUGAGUGUGCAGCUUUUCCAAAGCCUGAGGUCAAGACAACACUAAGUCCUCAAGCUCCUGUACAGCGUUCACCAUCUCCAUCGAGAUUUGAGCGCAAUGCUUUACCAAGGUCUGAGGCCAAGACGCUAGUGGGGCCUCCUGCGCGAGCGCCUUCUCCAUCGAGAUGGGAGCGUACAGCUUCUCCAAAGCCCGAGGCCAAGACGCUAGUGCGAGCUCCUGUGCGAGCACCUUCUCCAUCGAGAUGGGAGCGUACAGCUUCUCCAAAGCCCGAGGUCAAGACGCUAGUGCGGGCUCCUGUGCGAGCACCUUCUCCAUCGAGAUGGGAGCGUACAGCUUCUCCAAAGCCUGAGGUCAAGACGCUAGUGCGAGCUCCUGUGCGAGCACCUUCUCCAUCGAGAUGGGAGCGUACAGCUUCUCCAAAGCCUGAGGUCAAGACGCUAGUGCGAGCUCCUGUGCGAGCACCUUCUCCAUCGAGAUGGGAGCGUACAGCUUCUCCAAAGCCUGAGGUCAAGACGCUAGUGCGAGCUCCUGUGCGAGCACCUUCUCCAUCGAGAUGGGAGCGUACAGCUUCUCCAAAGCCUGAGGUCAAGACGCUAGUGCGAGCUCCUGUGCGAGCACCUUCUCCAUCGAGAUGGGAGCGUACAGCUUCUCCAAAGCCUGAGGUCAAGACGCUAGUGCGAGCUCCUGUGCGAGCACCUUCUCCAUCGAGAUGGGAGCGUACAGCUUCUCCAAAGCCUGAGGUCAAGACGCUAGUGCGAGCUCCUGUGCGAGCACCUUCUCCAUCGAGAUGGGAGUGUGCAGCCUUGCCAAAGACUGAGUUGAAGUUUGAGGUGAAGACAACACUGCAACCACAACCCGUACAACGUUCACCUUCCCCGUCAAGAUGGGAGCGAGCAGCAUUGCCAAAGCCUGAGGUCAAGAACUCACCAACUCCCCUUCCAAAAGGUAGACCAUGGUAAUACUCUGGUUCCAUCAGGCAUAGCUCAACCCAAUCAAAAUGUCAUGAAACAGCUUCUCUACGAAGAGGCCUUGAAGGGUCUCCCAUGCCCACUCCCAACAACAGGCGGGGUCUGAAUCCGCCGUUAUGAGCAAAGGAAUGGGAAAGUGGAGACUUGGGAGCAAAAGGAGGUGGAGACUGAAGGAGGGAGGAUAGUCAAGUUUGAGGAUGUGAAGUUUAACAAGAAGUCGUAAGUAGGUUAUUGACAGUUUGUGAAAUAGUAGGGAGUUGAUUUGACUCUGCUUCUCCAGAGCAACAACAAUAAAAGUUGUAUUGCACUAUUAAGAAGGAAACCUGAGGUUGAGUAAGGAUUCAUGAAUGAUGUUGAAGGACUAUAUCACUUUACAGUAUUGCUACAAUGUUGCACAUCUGGUUAGGUGCCAGUUUGCAGAGGAAACUGGAGUCAAAUAACUAUCUGUGAAUGUUUCUGAAAUCUCAUCCCUAUUGCAAAUCAGUUUUAUCUUUAGCUUGAUAUCAUUCAUUUGACUGUGAACAGAAGAUACAAAAAUGUUUUUUACUAAGACAAGAGAUCUUACAUUUAGCUUACAAUUAAGAAUUAAAGUAAUAUUUUCACAAAUAUAUGCUGUGUUAUAUCCUCUUUACAAUAUGGUGGAAAAAUUGCAAGAUUAUGUUAUAAUACUU
Messenger RNA from Oncorhynchus tshawytscha (Chinook salmon), 2615 nucleotides. Its product is annotated as sperm motility kinase Y. Lineage: Eukaryota; Metazoa; Chordata; Actinopteri; Salmoniformes; Salmonidae. Gene Ontology annotation, biological process: autophagosome organization; autophagy; peptidyl-serine phosphorylation. Gene Ontology annotation, cellular component: autophagosome; cytoplasm. The record is from RefSeq and is a predicted model, not a curated record. Gene Ontology annotation, molecular function: ATP binding; protein serine/threonine kinase activity. The transcript has 5 exons. Bases 97 to 1935 code for a protein of 612 amino acids.